GCGUAAGCGUCCAGUGAACAAAAAAAGAAAGUAGCGACGGUCUCGACGGUCUCGACAGCGUCGACGGCCGAACCGCUACAGGAGCCCUUGGCAAAGCCCAUCACCGACUACAUAUUUGGUCGCUGUAUACCAUGGAUAAACUCCCAGACGAGCUCCUGAUCCAUAUCUUCCAAUAUGCCAUGACAUACUGCGUAUCCGGAUGGGAUCCGUAUCAUCAAGUGCUCGCUCAACACAACGACCUCGGCUUGGACCUGGCAUGCGCGGACUAUCCGACGGUCUCAGCAAGAUGGAGCAUCUGUCUCGUGAAUCGCAGAUGGCACAUGGUAUCCAAGCCCCUCCUAUACAUCGAUAUACGCCUCUGGGAAUCUUCGCCCAAUCUCUCCCUGGCGGAUCGCAUCGGCUCUCUUGUAUCGAGCAACGAGAGCAACCUUGCGAAGAUCCGCUGGGUUACAGUCGCAGAAUAUCCCUCCGGGAAGGACUCAUAUCUGUCGAAGAAAGCCGGCGCAUAUCUCUGCCACCUCCUUUCCCAAGUUACGUUGCAACGCUUCGCGACCACUUUCUGUCCCGGCUACGUGCCAUGGUUACCCCUCCUCGCCCACAUCAGUGCACACACGUUAACCCACCUCGUCCUCGAGUUAAACCCCGUACACCUUGCAAUCGAGACAAUCGAGCAUCUCAACGCACUGUCCAACCUUGUUUGGUUGCGCAUACUGGACGAAAACGACUACACCUUUCGGGGGCCUCCUCACCCUGACUCAGUCGCCGACUUACCUUCCCUUGAACUCCCCAAGCUACAGACCCUCGAAGCCGGCUUCAUGUCGGGUGACGGACCCGAUCAGGACUUGGCACACCCGGAAGGGUCUUUCUCCUUCUGGAUCGCGACAUGGGCAGUAACCCCGUCCCUUCGCACCCUGCGAUUGUACGGAGAUCCCCUCGUCAGCGGGUUGGACCUUGAUAUGGUCCUCGACAUUCAAGGAAAACACAUACGGGAGCUACAUGCUGAUUUCCCUUGUAAGGUCGACCAUGUCGCCGAAAUUCUCCACCUUGCGCCAGUGUUAACCGACCUCACCUGUGUCGCUGCCUACUGGCAGAAUCCGUCAGGUCUCACCCUUGAGCACCGCAAGCUCCAGCGGCUAACGCUCUCCAGUGUAGGCAAGGGCAAUCUUCGUGCCGCACUUCGCUGCAUCGAGCCGGAACGGUUCCCAGAACUCGAGUACAUCAAGAUCGCUGGCAUAUCCUGGGAUUCGCUUGAUAUCGAAAUUGGGCCAUCCGGGCAGGUCAUCUGGUCCAUCGAUGGGGCCCUGGAGGGAGCCAUUCAGCUUGCAGCCAAAGGUGUUCCUGUAUUAGAUGAGCACGGCAGGUCCUUCAAGGGUCUUAUUUCGGUUAGAAGGCGAUGA
Messenger RNA from Punctularia strigosozonata HHB-11173 SS5, 1397 nucleotides. RefSeq lists its product as uncharacterized. Lineage: Eukaryota; Fungi; Basidiomycota; Agaricomycetes; Corticiales; Punctulariaceae. The coding region runs from base 132 to 1397 and encodes 421 amino acids. The record is from RefSeq and is a predicted model, not a curated record. The transcript has a single exon.